Messenger RNA from Mesocricetus auratus (golden hamster), 5363 nucleotides. RefSeq names its product TRPM8 channel-associated factor 1. The transcript is spliced from 10 exons. Gene Ontology annotation, biological process: positive regulation of anion channel activity. Lineage: Eukaryota; Metazoa; Chordata; Mammalia; Rodentia; Cricetidae. The coding region runs from base 270 to 3035 and encodes 921 amino acids. The record is from RefSeq and is a predicted model, not a curated record.
ACGUCGUCGUCGCCCCCACCCCCCCCAAUCCCAGCCUCUGGUCCACCGCCCAUUCCCUUCUAGGCCCGAAGCUUUUUCUCCGCUCUAGGGAACCACUGGCGUCCCCUCCGUAGCUGUUUCGUUUGUGCCCCUCCCCCCAGAACCUUGCACUUCGGGGAGCAGCGAGGCAAAGAUACUGUACACACCUUACGAAGGUUUUACUAUGUAGACUUUAAACACCACUUUUACACAGUUACCUGGUAAAUUCUUCAUUUGAAACCUACAGAACCAUGGCGACUCCUUCUGCUGCCUUUGAGGCCCUUAUGACUGGCGUGACGAGCUGGGAUAUCCCUGAGGAUGCUAUCCCAUGCGAACUGCUUCUUAUUGGAGAGGCUUCAUUUCCUGUGAUGGUGAAUGACAUGGGCCAGGUCCUCAUUGCUGCCUCUACCUAUGGCAGAGGCCGCAUGGUGGUAGUAGCUCAUGAGGACUACUUGGUGGAAAGCCAACUCUUUGUCUUUCUCGUCAAUGCCAUAGGAUGGCUUCGUUCCUCCUCGGAGUCGGCCAUUGGUAUACACUCAUCUUUAGCACCGUUGGUGAAAAUCCUUGAGAGCUGUGGAAUAGAGUCAACUAUUGAGCCCGAAGUGAACGACUCCAUGGGAGUUUACUGUAUUGAUGCCUACAAUGAAACCAUGACUGAUAAGCUGGUCCAGUUUGUGAAACGCGGAGGCGGCUUGCUCAUAGGAGGCCAAGCCUGGGAUUGGGCUAACCAGGGUGAAGAUGAAAGAGUUCUGUUCACAUUUCCUGGGAAUCUGGUGACCAGUGUGGCUGGUGUGUACUUCACUGACAACAAAGCAGACACAGGUUUCUAUAAAGUUUCUAAGAAGAUGCCUAAGAUUCCUGUCUUAGUUAGUUGUGAAGACGACCUCUCAGAAGACAGAGAUGAACUUCUGCAUGGCAUCUCAGAGCUGGACAUUACCAACUCGGACUGUUUCCCAUCCCAGCUACUAGUGCAUGGGGCUUUGGCUUUUCCCUUGGGGCUAGAUACCUACCAUGGUUGUGUAAUAGCGGCUGCCCGCUAUGGCAAGGGCCGGGUGGUUGUCACUGGUCAUAAAGUAUUAUUCACUGUGGGGAAACUCGGCCCAUUUCUGCUCAAUGCGGUCCGCUGGCUGGACGGGGGCCGCAGAGGCAAGAUUGUGGUGCAGACGGAGCUGAGAACGCUAAGUGGUCUGCUCGCGGUAGGGGGUAUAGACACCAGCAUUGAGCCCCAGCUGACCAGCGAUGCGAGUGUCUAUUGCUUUGAACCCACAAGCGAUGUGGGGGUUAAGGAGCUGCAGGAGUUUGUUGCAGAGGGUGGUGGGUUGUUCGUUGGAGCCCAAGCCUGGUGGUGGGCCUUUAAGAACCCAGGAGUGUCCCCUCUGGCUCGCUUCCCAGGAAACCUGCUCCUCAACCCUUUUGGCAUCAGCAUCACAAGCCAAAGCCUCAACCCAGGCCCCUUCCGCACCCCUAAAGCAGGAAUAAGGACCUACCACUUCCGCUCCACCCUGGCAGAGUUUGAAGUGAUAAUGGGCAGGAAGAGAGGAAACGUGGAGAAGGGCUGGCUAGCCAAACUGGGACCAGAUGGGGCAGCCUUCCUGCAGAUCCCUGCAGAGGAAAUCCCUGCUUACAUGUCCGUGCACAGACUCCUGAGGAAGCUGCUGAGCCGCUAUCGGCUCCCAGUGGCAACCCGAGAGAACCCUGUCAUCAAUGACUGUUGUAGGGGUGCCAUGCUUUCCCUGGCCACAGGUCUGGCCCACUCUGGAAGUGACCUCUCACUCUUAGUCCCAGAAAUUGAUGACAUGUACAGCAGCCCCUAUCUGCGCCCUUCAGAGUCCCCAAUCACCGUGGAUGUCAACUGCACCAACCGAGGCACUCGAUACUGCUGGAUGAGCACUGGGCUCUAUAUACCUGGAAGGCAAAUCAUAGAAGUCUCCUUGCCCGAAGACGCUGCCUCUGCUGAUCUGAAGAUCCAAAUUGGCUGCCAUACUGACGACCUGACCAGGGCCAGCAAGCUGUUCCGAGGCCCCCUGGUGAUUAAUCGGUGUUGCUUGGACAAGCCCAUGAAAUCAAUCACCUGCCUCUGGGGCGGUCUCCUUUACAUCAUCGUGCCUCAGAAUAGCAAGUUGGGUUCUGUGCCCAUCACCGUGAAGGGGGCUGUCCGUGCUCCAUACUACAAGCUAGGGGAGACAUCCCAGGAAGAAUGGAAGAGGCGUCUCCAGGAACAUCCUGGUCCGUGGGGAGAGCUGGCCACUGACAACCUCAUCCUGACUGUGCCAACUGCAAAUCUGCGAGGUCUGGAGAAUCCCGAGCCACUGCUCCGCCUCUGGGAUGAGGUGAUGCAGGCAGUGGCAAGGCUGGGCGGGGAGACCUUCCCUUUGCGUCUGCCUCAGAGGAUAGUGGCUGAUGUGCAGAUCUCAGUCGGCUGGAUGCACGCCGGGUACCCCAUCAUGUGCCAUCUGGAGUCAGUGCAGGAGCUCAUCAACGAGAAGCUCAUCAGGACCAAGGGGCUGUGGGGCCCUGUGCAUGAGUUGGGCCGCAACCAGCAGAGGCAGGAGUGGGAGUUCCCGCCACACACCACCGAAGCCACCUGCAACCUGUGGUGUGUUUAUGUGCAUGAAACCGUCCUGGGCAUACCUCGAAGCCGCGCCAAUAUUGCCCUGUGGCCGCCUGUUCGGGAAAAGAGAGUCCGAAUCUACCUGAGCAAAGGGCCCAAUGUAAAGAACUGGACUGCUUGGACUGCGUUGGAAACAUACUUACAGCUCCAGGAGGCCUUUGGCUGGGAACCAUUUAUUCGUCUCUUCACUGAGUACAGGAACCAGACCAACUUGCCCACAGACAACGUUGACAAAAUGAAUCUGUGGGCGAAGAUGUUCUCCCAGCAAGUGCAGAAGAAUCUGGCUCCAUUCUUUGAGUCCUGGGCCUGGCCCAUCCAGAAAGAAGUGGCUAUCAGCCUAUCCUACCUGCCUGAAUGGAAGGAAAAUAUAAUGAAAUUGUACCUCCUCACACAGAUGCCCCACUGAAACUGAAGUGAAGGACUACAACAGAGAAUUGAGACUGCUCAGCAAAGGAAGCUGAAAGCAUUUGGUUGGAGAAGAUCUCAACGCAUUUCUGGAAGAGAUGAUGUAAAUGAAGCUUGAUCCUGAAUGGGAAACAUGACAGCCCAUUUCAGAAAGAACACACUGAUCUGACCGUUGUAACCCCAAAGAGACUUGAGAACUAGAAAAGUCUAGCUACUAAAUAAUUGUACCAGUUGUAAAUUGACGCCCAUCCUACUCCGCCCCAACCCUUGUACAUAUAACACAGAAAAUCUACCAUUGGUACCAGGGAAGCUGUUAUUGUUAUUGUUGUUUGAAUAAAGGAAUCAAAUGACCCACCUGAGGAGAGGUAAGAAUUAGUGCUCCACAUGAUAUUCUUUUCACGGAAAUGAGUGGCCCGCUAGCCUGUCUGAUAAUUUUCUUCUGAGAGUUGAGACCCCUAUUCACAUAUCCACGGCUUCUAGUCAUGGCAGAUUUGCUGGAGAAACAGGAGUCCUUUAAAAAGACAAUACUUAACACAGCUUCUUAAUGUGGGUUUCCUGGUAGGAAUUCCAAGCAUGGGAGGAACCAAGGGAGACUCACAAAAAAUAACAACUUAGAUGUACAAAGGUUGAAAAAUAUUAUAAAGUAAAGGAAACAAAAUUCAUACAGGGAAAAAAAAUCCUUAAAAUUCUGUCCAUCUCUCCAGAGAGAUUUAAGGUGUAUUUGUAAGAUAAUAUGCUGAGACAAUUCUGAACAUUUUAAAAGCAAAACAAGACUGCCAAAAAUAUUCAGGAGAUAGGCUGGAAAAUGAAAUAGAAUGGAUCUCCCCAUAUACACAACAAAAUGAAAUAACAAACAAUAGUAAGGAAGGAAAGAGAAAUAUGCAAUCACCGUUUAACCACUACGAGUUCCCAGACAGGACAUAGAUAGCAUGGGUGCACAGAGAAGAAGAAAGACUUGAGAAACACCAGAUUGAGGGGACCCAAUACCAAUGACAUCUAGGUACAGUGCUAAGAAAACUUGGAAUCGUAGGGUUAGCGAGAACAUAUUCAGAAUGUUCAGGGAAGGGAAAACAGGUCAAUCAAACCUAGAGGGGAAGAGUCUGGCAGCUUCAGCAGCAGCACUGAAUACUACAAGUCAAGGGAACAAUGGAUUUACUUUUGUUCACUUUUGAAAACUUUUGUUUCCAGAAUUCCAUGUAGAGCAGAUUGACAAGAGUAAUGUAAAAAUAAAAAUACCUUUCGGCAGGUGAGUUUUUAGAAACCCUCUUUCCCUCCUUUGUACUCUCAUUGAGGAAGUUUUCCAUUUAAAAAAAUGAGGAUGAAAGUCCCCAGGAAAGGAGGAAAGAGGUCGUGGACACCAGCGGACCUCACGCAGGUUGUCUCAGUAUGGAGUGGGAGUUAUCUAAUAGACCCACUUCAGAAGAGAACACAGCCUUGGGCUCAGAGAAGAAUGUGCCAGAGUAGUACUGAGUAAAUGAGACAUUUGGAGACAUGGAAGACAUCCAGUCCUUUAUCACAAAAAUGAGUAAUAAUAUGUGAAGAAAUUUAAGUUCCACUGUGAGGGGAAAUAGAGUGGGGUAGGGUUUCGCAUGAACAAUGAGAAGAGACUUGAUUGGCCGUUGGCAGUAGGUAAAUAAGUUCCCUUUCCAGCGGGACAGGCACCACGACGUCUAGGAGUCUAGGAAUAUGUAUAUUUUCCACCUGGAUCAGUAAGAAGCAUUUUAAUAGCCAAAAUAAUGUAGAUGCCACUUAUAGAUCUUCAGUGUUCUGAUCCACCUGCGAACGAAGACCAAAAGGCUAAAUGUUUCACCCAGAACAGAAGUGGGAAGUGAUGUCAGCCAGCUGAGUGGAGACUGGACUGGUUGGGAGAAGAGAAACAGAAGGACGAGUGGGCCUGCUUGGAUAGUCCAAGCGGGAUUGAACAGACACCGUCCUCAAUGAAUAGAACAUGGCCACAUGGUUAGUGUCCCGGUCAAUGCUGUACAUCAGACCCUCGAAAGAAUUAAAAAUGACAAAUCUAUCAAACAUUUGGAGAAGGGCAGGCAGGAGAAAGGUGGAGAUGGUGUAUGUUAAAUCCUUAUCUUUUGUAAUGGUGAAUUAUUAAAGACUGUCUAAAGUUAAUAAGUCAAGAGAUUAUUGUUCAAACAUGUUAUUUAAAAGUAGGAAGCUAGCCACCAGAUAUUGUUAAAAAAAAUCCAGGAAAUGGAAUUACAGAAGGAGGGUGAGGUGGGAAAUCGUGUUUUCAUUUCAAGUUCCUCUGUACUAUUUAAUUUUUUACCUUGUGCAUGUAUUAUUUGGGAAAGUUUAUAAUAAACUGAAAUAAAACAUC